CACUGUCCGCUCUGCCUGCCUGCCUGCCUGCCUGUCUGCCUGCCUGCCUACGAGUACCGGACAUGGCUCAGGAGAAAAUGGAGCUGGACUUUGAGCCUGAUACAUCCGAGGGGGUCACCCUGAGGAGAUCCAACAGCGCACCCCUGAUCUCUGGGCUCAGUGACUUUUCACAGGCCUUUCAGCCUUACACGUUUCGAACUCGGAGGAAUAGUACGACGAUUAUGAGCCGCAGCAACUUGGUAAGUAGGGAACAGUUUUCCACCUCCCCGAACCGCACUCUGAUUAGCCGCACUCUGAGUAGCCGACUGCAACAAAUCAAAAGGGAAGAAGGGGUGGACGUGAUGAACCAAGAGGCUGCACGUGAAAGGGAAGUGCAAACAGUCAUGCAGAUAAGCCAAUCAUGGGAUGAGAGCUUGAGCCUGAGUGAUAGCGAUGGCGACAAGCCGGAGAAAUUAUAUUCUCCUAAGAGAAUUGAUUUCACUCCAGUUUCUCCAGCACCAUCUCCCACCAGAGGAUUUGGAAAGCAAUGUUUCUCACCAUCUCUUCAAAUGUUUGUGAGUAGCAGUGGACUGUCGCCAAGUCCCUCUUCCAGCCCAAGACGAUUUUCGAGCAGGCGGAGUCAAAGUCCAGUCAAGUGCAUUAGGCCCAGCGUCCUUGGCCCUGUGAAGAGAAAAGGUGAAAUGGAGACGGAGAGCCAGCCCAAGAGACUCUUCCAAGGCACUACCAACAUGCUGUCCCCGGAGGCUGCCCAACUGUCUGAUCUCAGCUCAUGCCACACUUGCCUGCUUGCGGUGGUGUUAUCAAGGAGAAGAAAUCCCUGCCUUGACCAGAUGUGUGGAGCACCUCCAAAUGAACGAAUAAUGUUAUUGGCACACAGACCACCGUGUAGAACGGCCUACACGGAGCUGGCGUGUGUCUCAGAUGGUGUCCUGAGGCGCUAGGUGCCUUGGGGUGCCCGGUUAUGCUGUAAGGGGUGUGUCGCAUAAGGUCGGGGGAGAGGGGGGCUUUCUGUGUGUAGCUGCCACAUUCCCGUUUUUCUUGCUGCUGUUUCGAUUACCUUAGUCCUUGGCUCUGUUGGGUUCAUCCUGCGCUGCUCAGUGAGGCUCUGCCACCCGAAUGGGAAACUAGUCCUUGCUCACACAGCCUGACAGGGCAGUGUGGGAUCUUGCAGGACUCUCUGAAGACCUGAACGAUUCAAUGUUUUACGCAGUCACCUUUUAACAAGUGAUUUGAGCGAUCCAACAAGGAGCCCUGGGGAGCAUAGCUUUUCCAGCAACCCAGCUGCCAACCAACAGGUCGGCGGUUGGGCGCUCCCCAGAUGCUCCAGGGGAGAAAGUCAUGGCUGUCGGCUUUCUUUGAGAGGUGUACAGCCUGGGGACCCCGGUGGGACAGUUCUACUCCGCCCUGCAGGGUGGCCAUGAGCCCGGAUCAACUGGAUAGCAGCAGGUAGGGGGCUUGGGUUUGAAGUCUGAAUGGUGUACAGAACAGGAAGCUUGAGGCAGCAUCAGUUAUUGAAGUCUUAAAGAAAGCAAAAACAUGACUGAGCGAUUUCAAAACCUGGACUGUACCUCACUGCUAAUUAUUGUCUGAUCACUGUAUAAAAAUAUCUGUGGCAAUGGAUUUGUUUUUCCCAUGUGGUCAGCCAUCAUCGCUGUACAAUCUGUCUUGGGCUAGGCUCAUCAUCUAUUCUUUAAUGACUGUAAGAAACAACAGCCACUGCAUUUGUGUCUUUUGAAGGCAAAGCUCAUGGAACUGGGCCUGGUAACGUCGUAUGGCCUGAAGGGAGACAUAGUCUCUUUAGUUAGCAGAGAGGCUCGCUUGGCCUUUGGGCGUUCCCUUAUAGCAUCAUGUGUGUUGGUGGUUGGUUUUGUUUGCCAAGUGGCAGUAACCGCCAUAGUGGCCGUGAAUGGCUAUCUUUCUUGGUUUGCUUUGACCUGUCCUUUAAAGCCAAUCAAAAUGUGUAGACAGCAUUAUGAAACUUGUCUCCUGUGUGCCAUAUUCACGAACAUGUACUUGGAUGGCAUUCUGGGUAUUCUAUUUAAGAACCGUGGUCAGCUGUUUUCUGCCGAGAAGCAGAGAUGGUGUCUUCUGGGCGGCUGUGUCCCUGCCUUCACUCUACUGUCUCCUUUGCCUCGAACGGACCCUUUGGGCCAUCCUUUUGGGGCCUCUACUGCAGGCCUCUUAAUGACCUGUGAAAUGUCACGAUCAUUGACAUUCUUUUUGCAGUUGUCAUUCAAUGGUGGGAUCAAAUUGGGGCAGGAAAACGCGACUCUUGGGGAUGGGGCAGUGAGAACUAGGAAGGAAAUGGAUUGACUUCACUGUUCAAACCACGGUUCAUUUGGAUUGUUUAAAUUGAUGAGCAGGUUCCAUUUGUGCAGAUGAGCCCCGCUGACAGCACCCCUUUAUUUUUAUAAAAAGUCCAAUAUUUGAAAAGUGGCCGUUGUUGUAAAGUUGAAUUCUUCUUUCCUAUUCUACGUUUGUACUACGUGUUUCCAGCUUCUAUUUGAAAACAAGUACAAGAGCUGAUACGUUUAAAUCCUGUAGAUAAGUAUUUUUUGCUUGACUGCCUUAUUUAACACCCUCGCAUCUCAUGGUAACUGCUUUUGGGAUAAUAAAAAUAAUAAUAGGAUGUUUUGUGAAAUGCUGACCUGUGUAUAUCUUAGACUGAAAUUUAAUAAAGUGUGUUCGUACGCA
Messenger RNA from Echinops telfairi (small Madagascar hedgehog), 2694 nucleotides. It is a transcript of the gene PABIR2, whose product is annotated as PABIR family member 2. Gene Ontology annotation, molecular function: protein serine/threonine phosphatase inhibitor activity. The coding region runs from base 63 to 941 and encodes 292 amino acids. NCBI's taxonomy places the organism in Eukaryota, Metazoa, Chordata, Mammalia, Afrosoricida, Tenrecidae. The record is from RefSeq and is a predicted model, not a curated record. The transcript has 11 exons.